UUAAUUACUACCAUUAAAAAAAUCAAAUUUGCAAUUCUUUGGGUGGCCUGAUGGAUUCCCUGAUUGACAGCCGGAAUUGACACUCUGGUACCUCUUAUCUCGGGCAUUUACGGCAAUUUCUAAUUGCAGGUAGUUUGGGGGGUUUUUCAGCGCCUUGGCUCGCAUGGGAACCGAGCGAUUACUUCAAGAGGCCCGGGUUAAGUGCAGGCAGGGGGAGAAUUCAAUCCACAUUCAAAUUGCUUCAUUAAAGAGACGCAGCUUUUGUUGCAAAGGAUUUAAAUGGCCACUAGAAAGUUCUUAUUUAUUGUUUUGAGGCGGUUUAUAUAGGGUGCCCCGCGCUCGCCCGGCGCAUGGAGCCGCAGCCUCCCUCUCCCGCUCUCUCCAUCAAGGUGAUGCCGCCGGAGCCGCUGCCCAAGGGGAGUGCCCGCUGCCUCGAUCCACACUCCCGCGCCAUGUCGCAGCCCGACGGGGAGCCGCUGCCCGGCGCCCUGGAGAAGGAGGACGCCCGCUCAGCGCCCAGCACCCCGUCCACGCCGUCCGUCUGCUCCCCGCCAUCCUCCUCCUCCUCCACGCCGUCGGCCGGCAAAAACGUCUGCUCCAGCUGCGGACUGGAGAUCCUCGACCGGUACCUGCUGAAGGUGAACAACCUCAUCUGGCACGUCCGGUGCCUGGAGUGCUCCGUGUGCCGCACCUCGCUGCGCCAGCAGCACAGCUGCUACAUCAAGAACAAGGAGAUCUUCUGCAAGAUGGACUACUUCAGCCGGUUCGGUACGAAGUGUGCCCGCUGUGGCAGGCAGAUCUACGCCAGCGACUGGGUGCGGCGAGCGCGGGGCAACGCCUACCACCUCGCCUGCUUCGCCUGCUUCUCCUGCAAGCGGCAGCUCUCCACCGGAGAGGAGUUCGGCCUGGUGGAGGAGAAGGUGCUGUGCCGGAUCCACUAUGACACCAUGAUAGAGAACCUCAAGAGAGCGGCAGAGAACGGCAAUGGGAUCACGCUGGAGGGGGCUGUGCCCUCGGAGCAGGACAGCCAGCCAAAGCCAGCCAAGAGAGCCCGCACCUCCUUCACGGCCGAGCAGCUGCAGGUCAUGCAGGCACAGUUUGCUCAGGACAACAACCCCGACGCGCAGACGCUGCAGAAGCUGGCGGACAUGACGGGGCUCAGUCGGAGGGUCAUUCAGGUUUGGUUUCAAAACUGCAGAGCCCGCCAUAAAAAACACACCCCCCAGCACACGGUGCCGCCCUCGGGAGCGCCCCCGUCCCGCAUCCCUUCCUCGCUCUCCGACGACAUCCACUACUCGCCCUUCAGCAGCCCCGAGCGGGCCCGGAUGGUGACGCUGCACGGAUACAUAGAAAGUCAUCCUCUUUCAGUACUGACUGCCCGGACUCUUCCUCACCUGCCCAUGGCCCUACCAGCACCACUGCCCCUCAGCCGCUGACACGGCGUCCAGCCCACGGCACCUGGUAUCAGUCCCACAGGAGAAGCUCAGACCCAGCGCUCUCAGCUCUUCCCAUUGACCAGCACCUCACGCCCACUCCGACUUCUCCGGCGACACUCUGUGUAUGUGUGUGUUGAGUGCAGAGUUACAUUUGACACUUGUUUCUUGUGGACUUGUAGAAUGACCGUGAGUCUCUCCGAGGCAGUGCCAGACACAGUCAAAACUAGUGACUCUACUGUGCUUGCAAACCUUGCUCCCAAACCCAUGGGAAUAUGAACAACCCAGAACACGCUGAGUCUCAGGGGGGUCGAUGAUCACCUCUGAACACAAAGGAAGGAGGAAUUUACGUGGUUUGGCCUGAUUCUCUUUUUGCACCAGUGAAGCGGUUCCCGGACAUCCCUCCUUAUUUCCACUUGCAUGUGUGAAAUCUGAAAUGGGCUCUUUGGCUCAGCAACUCGAUACAUAGACAGACCUUCCUGAGCCAAACUCACAGAUAGCCGAGACUCCACUAAGUGGAAAACACGAUGCCAGCUGGAAAUAGGCAGUUUUUCUUCCUCCUCAAAGUGCUUUAGAAUCACAUGUUCUUUGAUCACUCAAAGGUAAGUAAAUCUUAGUGUUUUUCCCCCCGUUUUAUAGGAGGGGAAACCGAUAUGUCCUAAACGGAGAGGAACCAUGGGGGUUGGUGGCAGAGCCAGGUUUAGCACCCUGAAGUUUUUGAUUGCUGACUUGUUCUUAGAACAUGGAAUAUCUCUCUCCUCUCACAGCCAUCUGCCAAUUUUUUUUUUUUUUAAGUUUUUUUGCUCUUGUUCUUUAUUAACAAACUACUUUAUUUCCUUGGAGUCAUAUCAGAUCACAAAUGGGUGAUUUCAGAAUGUACCUACACAAAACUCUCAGACUCUCCAUACUCUGGGACUGGGAAAUGCUCAGUGGAAGGUGACCGUAAAGGUGUAGAAAUGUUCUGCCCUGCUGUGGACCCAAGUUCAAUCAGUGGACACAGUCAGGUAGAAAGUGGAGACCAGUUAAAACGGUGAAGACCACACUGAGGCCAGCAGGAGCGGUCACUAGCCGAGUGGACAGCGAGGUGGUGGCGUGUUCCUUUGUCUGGCAGCGUCGCUUGGAGUCCCUCUGCCCUCCUGUUGUUCUCCCUUGCUGGAGUGCAGCUGGUGAUCCUGCCAGGCCCUGGGAUGAAGGUGCAGCCAGAACUGCUGCCGGCGGGCUCACAGCAACAGCAAAGGAAAUGCUCAGCAGUCUGGCCCCGGGUCAGGAAAAAGACUCCAAAACGAUCCUUCAUUGACGGUAACAACAGAAAGUAAACAAGUGACCUCUGCCAGCCCUUCUCAGUUUGCACCGAGCCAAGAGCAGGUCUGUAACAAAACCUCUCUCCACGCAAGCACACGGGCCUGUCCUGCUGCUGAGUGUCCGUGAGGCCGCGCUUCCGAGAAUGUGAAAGCCCACCAUGAGCCACAGCCCGCGAGGGGAAUGACUGAUCCGUGCCCCGGGAGCAGGAGACGGGAACCCAUCCCUUGCAUAACUUGUUUUUAAGUCGAUCUGUACAUACACGUGUUUUCCUCUCCGGGAGAUCCUGGAUCCAUCUCCAGCCUCGGCCGGAGGGCAGCCGUCCAUCCCACUGCUCCGGCCAGUCCCUGCUGCACACAUGGCAAGGCUUCUCCUGAACUCCCUGAACUCCCUGUGACACCAGCGGCCAGACACGUGGCCUGAGGAGAUGGGGGUGUCUGCUGAGGUGGCCACCAAGGUCUCUUGGUUUGAGGAGCAGCUGAGUACAAGCACACCUUGAUAUUGGUUGGAGCAAACACAUAUGUACACACACACUGUGCUGUGUGUGUAUACUGAGAGAGUGAUGGUGCUACCUCGGACAGGUAGGCCAGUAUCUGUCUAAUUGCAGCCAGCAGCUCUGUCCCCAGUUUAAAAUAACAUUGGAAAGGAGAGAGGGAAUUAACUCCAGAAAAUAUUAUUGUCACCUCCAGUGUGUGCCCAGGGACGAGGCACUGCCUGCCCUGACUGGAAGCAGCGCUGCAGAGGUGUCCCCUUGGGGAGGGGACGGUCACCAGUCACAGCAGUUUUUGUCCCUGCCCGUAGCAAUGAGUGAAGGAGUGGUGUUCCCUUCAUUGGCUCCUGGUGAGUGUUUGUAAUCACAGGUUGAGGUGGUUGCUGCGUUCAUGUGCAACAGCCUUGAGAUGCUGGUGGGGGUCAGGGGGGGUCACCGCGGCCAACUUUGUUCUCCAUUUGUGCUCACGUAUCCUAAUGACCAUUUAGUUGUGGAAUUCGUGCCGUUAUUUCAUUUUAAGACUGAAGGAGAGACUUCAGGCUGCAACUUGCCCUGACAUCCCACAGUCCUUGAGAUUUCCACAGCUGUUUUUGUGGAGGGAGAAAAGGGUUCGAUGUGUUUCUCUUCUGUCUCGGUGGUGCAAUGAAAGGAAAACUAUGAAAUAUGGAUCUGCUAAAUACCAACUCCAUCAAAAGAAACCCCACCUGUGAAAUGUACUGUCUGUCCAAGGGUUUGUCACCGAUCCCACGGCAGGGCCGGAGCGCGAGGCAGGGGCUGAGGGGGUGUAGGUGUUUCUCUCCAGGGACGUGGGCUCACUACAGACUGUGCUUGGGGCACUUCCCCCCAUAAGUAGCCAGGAGCAGCUUUGCUAAUUCAGAAAUCAGGCUCUGUUUAUAUUAAGCCCAAAUUGUUUGCAAAAACUGGAAGCAAUUCAGCUUGUGCAGUUUUAGAGCUAAUUAUGUGUAUGGAAAAUACUCAACUGUACCAAGAAUGUAAGAAAUCUUCUAAUUUAUUCAAUACAUUGUUUCACAACAUAUUUCACACUGACUGUUGCCACUGAACCAAACCUUAUCUCAGGUCAUUUGCAUUCAUCUCCUGUCUGUGGAUUUAAAAAAAAAAAUAAAAUUAAAGUCAUUCUCAUUUUCUUAGUUUAUUCAGUAAUUGCCAGAUGGGUUCUGGUGCAGCAAUGCAGACUCCACGCACUAAACUUUUCCAGUUGCUAUUUACAAAGCCUUUUGCAGACAGAACCCACUGAGGACAGCCAGUGAAAGGCUCUUCACUCCAGUUUAUUAAGGUAACUAAUACAGCUCGGCUCUGGAAGUGGAAUGGUUUAAGGUUUUAUAUCACCAGUGAUUUUUUUUGGCUCAUGCUGGUUAACCCCAGUGCCUGAGCUAAAGGUGCUUACACAACUCACUCGUUGGGAUGGGAGUGGGAACCAAUCCUGCACUACUAUCAGUGAUUUAUCUGUAGGAUGCCAACUAAACACCAGUUUUAUUUCAUCUGCCAAUCAUUUUGUUGUAGCAUGUUGCAAUUCUGCAUGUCUUGGCUACAAUGGUUAAAAAAUUUUUUCUCUGAAUGAGUGGACAGUCAAGACUAAUAUUUAUUUUAAAAAAGUAAAACUAAAUUGUAAGCACUUUUUUGUAAAACCAAUGUCUGUUUUGUUACAUACUUUUAAUGUUGUGCUUUGUAAAUGUCUUAUUUGUGUAAUAAAUAAAGUUAAUGCAAGUAGAAGUGCUGGCACUUACAUCCAGAAAAUGAUGUAAUUCCAUUUUAUUUUAUUUUUAAAUACUUUCUGGCUUACUAAUCAAGCAGCAACCCACCCAGUUUUCCUCUUUUAUUAUUUUGUUAAACUCUGGCUUCAGGAGAGUUCAACAAACGUUCGUAGUAAAUGGAUAUAAUUUCCUAGUUAGCAAACCAGUCAUUAAAGAAUACCUCUGGUGUACAUUAUUACAAUGAUCAAUCAAUAUCAAAGUACUGAGCAAAAAGAGAGGAAAGGAAUUCACCAGGACAGCUAACUAAAAUCUGGGAAAAUAAUGUUGAUUAAGAUGGAUUUGAAUGACUUCAACACCGAAUCUGAGGCACUCCUUUUAACAAAUUGUUUUCAGGCUUAAUAAUGUUUAUACAUACUACACUGCACACCUCUCAGGAAUAUUAUUGUGAGUACAGUCGCCUUUUUUUCCAUGGCUUUUGCUCAGCAUGACUGAUUAAAUGAUUAUUUCCAUUUUUGUUUGUGCUGACAGAGAUGACAGAAAGAUUAUAUUCCUGUCGAGGGAGAGGGUGAGACAAAUCCACGAGGACAAAUUGCGUUUAUUGUGACUCAGAUUACCUGCUUUGCUGGAAUAUUAUUGUCUAGCGAGAUCGGGUUUAUGCUUUCGGUUUGUGCUCAGCUCUUCCACCCCCAGCUUUCCGGCAGGUCCGAGUGAUCCAUUCAUGCUCAUCAUCGUCUGAAAGGGAGAUAAAGAGAGCGCUGAACAUCCCCGUGUCAGAGCUGCUCUCUGCAGCACCGGGGUCCAGCUCAAACAAGCAAUUUUUCCUUUGUAAAGCAAAUCCAUUUUUAGCCGUUGUCAUCUCUUAGAACACUUUGUUGUUGUUGUUGUUGUCGGUUGUUUAAAAGAUCGUGGCUGUUGUGAGGGAAUUUGUCGAGGCAGGAGGUGCUGGAUCUGUGGCAAGGACUGAUUUAUUUGUCUGUUUGAAAAGCUCAGCUUGGGUGAACUGUAAGAUUUACAUGUAUAGAUUUUAUAUUUUGUGUUCUGGGCGAAACAUGCAGGAGAAGCGUUGAAACUCUCAGAAGUUAAUAUAGACAUUUUUUAAAACACUGUGCCUGUGUUGCUUGUCAGUUUGUGAAAAAUCAUGGUAAAGGAAAAUCAAUACUAAAACCCCAGGUUUUUGUCUUCCAGCUUCUCUUUCCAUGCUGUUUUUGAGAUGUACGUUGUGGCAGGUAUCCAUAAGCUGAUGCAGUGGCUGACAGACGUAUUUUAGACCAUCUUCUGUGUCCCUUGUUAGUAUUCAUGUCUGUCGUAUUUAUUCUGAGAGCAUAAUGACAGUGUGGAAGGAAAAUAAAAGCAAAGACAAUGUAGGGAAAAAAAAAUAACUGCCCAGCAAAGUUUGAAUGGAAAUUUUGUGUAUGAUUACAAAAAAAAUAGCCUGGUGAAUGUUAAGUUGUGGCUUCUUAAUUCCAGGGAUUUAAACAGUCUUGUCUCCAGAAACUGUUCUGCAGCCUUUUCUUUUGUGUUGGUGUAGGGAAAAGGAGAUCUAUGUAGUAAACCAGGAAAACCAAACUUCAAAGAGCCUUGGAAAAAAUCAAAGUAUUACUUAAAACAAUAUCUGUAUUUAUUUUUAUAUAAGUGAAAUGUAUUCGAGCUGCUUCUUGUGUUUACCACUGUCUUGACCAAUCCAUAUUAGGUGGUUGUGAUGUGUGUUUCUAACCUGCCUCAGUCUAGAUUUUGAGAAAGAAUAGAUGAUUGGGAGGAGGAUGGAGCUGAGGGGGCUGUGACCUUGUGCUGUGACCAUCCUUUGGCACAGGCCACAGCCCCAUUUAUUCAAUUCACACACUGAGCACCCUGCUUAGGUAGGUCAGAAAGAUGGAGAAAAAGCAUGUUCCCUGGAAGAAGUCAAAUUUUGAUGGAGAUCUUUUGGCUGUGGAGUUGUGCCUUGAGAUUAAAGUGACAGAGGAGCAUUUGAAAUGCAAAAGGUAGGAAGGUCCCAGGAAUGAACUGACUGAAUAAUCAGCUGUGUUGGGUUAAUCUAAGAACUCUGUGACAAAUUCAGUCUGUUGGACAAGUCAUCAAGCUGGGGGGUUAAUCUUAUUGAUCAGCUUCGGUGGGGAGGGUCCACCUUUGAGCAGCACCCCAGUGGCUGUGAAUGGGCUGAGGGCACACUGGGGCUGCCAUUGUUCCCACAGAUCAGCCACAGGUCGCUUUAAUGACUGGAAAAUGGUCAUGAUUUGGGUAGAAUAGCCAAGUUCAGCUCUUUCUGUGUUUCACUGAUCUCUUUUUUUAUUUCUUAUACCUAGGAAUCCAUAGGUCCGUAAGGAAAUGCCCUGUUAAUGGCACGUUUCUUGUUGGGGUAUAAACUAGGGGGAAAACAGAUGGGGAAAAAAUAUGCUAAAAGGGAAAUGAAAGAGAUGAGCACUGAAUCUUGCUUAAAGACCACGCAAUCCAUAGAGGCAGAUUCCACUGAGGGCUGCAACAGGAAUGCAAAUGUGGUCCUUAAGCUUUCUUAAAAACAACAGCCAGGCCAUAAUCAAUGUGCUGGCUUUUGUUCUAUGCACUAGGUGUUCCAGGCAGUAACCAUGUUAUCACGUGAGCCCUGGCUGCAGCACAGAUUGUCCAGCCUGGGUGGCUCUGAGAUUUUAGCUGGAAUUGACUUAACUAAAAAAAAAAAAAAAAAAAUAAA
Messenger RNA from Myiozetetes cayanensis, 7617 nucleotides. It is a transcript of the gene LHX6, whose product is annotated as LIM homeobox 6. NCBI's taxonomy places the organism in Eukaryota, Metazoa, Chordata, Aves, Passeriformes, Tyrannidae. The record is from RefSeq and is a predicted model, not a curated record. The coding region runs from base 351 to 1436 and encodes 361 amino acids. Gene Ontology annotation, biological process: forebrain neuron development; neuron differentiation; regulation of transcription by RNA polymerase II. The transcript has 8 exons. Gene Ontology annotation, cellular component: nucleus. Gene Ontology annotation, molecular function: RNA polymerase II transcription regulatory region sequence-specific DNA binding; DNA-binding transcription factor activity, RNA polymerase II-specific.